AUGCACCAUCGCAUCCUGCAAGCGAAUCUGAACCACUGCCGCGACGCUCAAAAUCUUCUUUUUCAGAGCGUCGCAGAAAUGGGAGUGGAUUUGGUUGUGGCCGCCGAGCCUCUGUUUAUCCCUCUAGGGGAUAACUGGUUCGGCGAUACUGAUGCGCUGGUUGCGGUAGGAAGUGUUGGUAGGAAACCUACCUCCCCGCAGGCCGUGGGUCUCUUCAGUUCGUCCGGCAUCGUUGGUGUGAGCUGGGGGGAAAUCCUCGUCGUCGGGGUGUACUUCUCUCCCAACAGGAGUUUUGCUGAGUUCGGGCAGUACAUAGAUGGGUUGGGAGCCCUUAUAGGACAAUUUUCAACCCGUCCUGUGAUGGUGCUCGGUGACCUCAAUGCGAGAUCAAUGGCGUGGGGCGACCGGGUUACCACUGCUCGCGGCAAGCUGCUGGAGGAUUGGGCGAUCGCGGCUGGCUUAGUGGUCCUAAACCACGGGUCAGCUGCCACGUGUGUGCGAUUUAAUGGCGAGUCGAUAGUUGACAUUUCGCUCGCCAGUUCUACAAUCGCACACAGGGUACGGGGCUGGAGAGUAAUGGCCGAGGUGGAGACCAUGUCUGACCACCGUUAUAUUCGGUUGGACGUGCUCCCCUCGUCCAUGGCCCCGGCCCAUGAUCACCGGGGGUAG
Molecule: messenger RNA, 669 nt
Organism: Galleria mellonella (greater wax moth)
Lineage: Eukaryota; Metazoa; Arthropoda; Insecta; Lepidoptera; Pyralidae
Exons: 1
Coding region: 1-669 (222 amino acids)
Molecular function (GO): catalytic activity
Source: RefSeq, a predicted model, not a curated record